AUGCCUCAAGAAGCAAAGUAUACAUGGGAUCAGGAGCUUAACGAGAUCAACAUCCGAUUUCCAAUGGUUGAGGGUGUGGAUAGUAGCUCAGUAAAGAUAAGCGUCGUUGGUAGGAAAGUACUUAUGAAGAUACAGGAAGACGUAAUAAUGGAUGGGGAAUUCCUGCACGAAGUAGACUCCUCCAGCCUAUGGUGGGUAGUUGAUGGAGAUACUGUUGAUAUAAAUAUAACAAAGAAAAGAAACGAGUGGUGGGACAGCUUACUAGUAGGGUCUGAAACUGUUGAUGUGCAGAAGCUGGCUGAGGACAAGCAUGCCGACAUAAGCAUGCUGGAUCCCGAGGCAAGGGAGGUUGUGGAGAAGAUGAUGCACAACACAGGCAAGAAGGACUCGAGCGAGUUGUGUGAUUAA
Messenger RNA from Encephalitozoon hellem ATCC 50504, 408 nucleotides. Its product is annotated as nuclear distribution C-like protein. NCBI's taxonomy places the organism in Eukaryota, Fungi, Microsporidia, Unikaryonidae. The coding region runs from base 1 to 408 and encodes 135 amino acids. Gene Ontology annotation, biological process: protein folding. The record is from RefSeq and is a predicted model, not a curated record. Gene Ontology annotation, cellular component: cytoplasm. The transcript has a single exon.